AUGGAAAACUUCAGGAAGGUGAAGACAUCCGAGGAGGAGAGCCCCUUGCCCUUCUCCGACUUGCCCUCCGAUGUGGUGGAGAUGAAGGUGAAGGAAGGGAGCAAGAUCCGGAACCUCAUGGGCUUUGCCAUGUCCAAGAUGGGACUGGAGGCCACCAGGCAGAUUGUCUUCAGCGGCUGCGGAAGGGCGGUCACCAAAACGGUGACCUGCGUGGAGAUCAUGAAGAGGAAACUGGGUGGGCUUCACCAAGUCACCAAGGUGCAGUACAAGACUUUGCUGGAGGUCUGGGAGAACAAGGACCUCCAGCCCGAUGGCCACAGGGAACACCUCACCGUCCACAAGAACGUGCCCUCCAUCUGCAUCCUGCUGUCCAAGGAUCCGCUGGAUCCAAACCAGAUGGGUUACCAGCCCCCUGAUCAUCCAGAGGACCUGUGGGUGGAUGAAACAGACACGCUGGAGGAGAGGUCUGGCUCUUUCCCAAAGGGGGUCAAGAGAAGGUUGGCAUCGCCACCACAUGAAGAAGAAGAGGAGCAGCAUGCCAAGAAGCCACCAUUGCAGGUACAAGACCAUCAGGAGGACUUGGGGACCAUGGCGGGUUGUUGA
This is a messenger RNA of Eublepharis macularius, 603 nucleotides long. It is a transcript of the gene RPP25, whose product is annotated as ribonuclease P and MRP subunit p25. The transcript has a single exon. Gene Ontology annotation, biological process: tRNA 5'-leader removal. Gene Ontology annotation, cellular component: ribonuclease MRP complex. Lineage: Eukaryota; Metazoa; Chordata; Lepidosauria; Squamata; Eublepharidae. The record is from RefSeq and is a predicted model, not a curated record. Gene Ontology annotation, molecular function: RNA binding. Bases 1 to 603 code for a protein of 200 amino acids.